Messenger RNA from Carica papaya (papaya), 1934 nucleotides. RefSeq names its product Tetratricopeptide repeat (TPR)-like superfamily protein. Gene Ontology annotation, molecular function: protein binding. NCBI's taxonomy places the organism in Eukaryota, Viridiplantae, Streptophyta, Magnoliopsida, Brassicales, Caricaceae. The record is from RefSeq and is a predicted model, not a curated record.
CAAACUUCCAGUCCGAAAUCCCACGUUGGCCGAUGGGUCAUGGCAUUCUCCAUGAUCGCACGAAAGCUCUACAGAUCUCCUCUCUCCUUCUCCUUUCUCCUUCAUUCCACCAUUGCUCUCUCAUCUUUUUCUGCGUCUUCAAGUGCUGCCUCUCUCUAUUCUGCGUUUCAUCGAACAGUUUCUCCACACUUCCGAGCUCCACUUAUCAACCCUAAUUUACUCACUUUCCGUUCAUUUUCCAACCAAGUCAUUCACGAUUCAUUUGGUUUCACCGAACCCGCCGCCAAUACGUGCAACUCUCAGGUACUGACUCUCCUUGAUUUGCUCAAACGAGUUGCGAAUUUGGACUCCGAGGCAGAGGCCAUGGCUUCUCUCCUUGAGUCCCACAUCGAGCCAAGUCCAGAUUUGGUGUAUUCAGUGACUUGGGCAUUGAAAGGUGAAUGGAGGGUUGCGUUUUUGGCGUUCAAAUGGGGGGAUACAUGUGGCUGUAGUGAUGAAAAAGUUUGCGAGUUAAUGGUUUGGAUAUUGAGUAAUCACAGAAAGUUCAACACUGCUUUGUGUUUGAUUCGUGACAUGUAUCGGUGUUCGAUGAAUCCCAGAAGGGCUAUGCUUAUAAUGAUUGAUAGGUAUGCGGCUGCAAAUGAUCCAUGCAAAGCUAUUCGGACAUUCCAUGUUAUGGAGAAGUUUAGACUGGCACCUGAUGAAGAAGCAUUUCACAGUCUCUUGAAUUCUCUUUGUAAAUAUGGUAAUAUUGAAGAGGCUGAAGAGUUAAUGCUUGUAAAUAAAAAGCUCUUUCCUUUGAACGUUGAUGUCUUUAACAUUAUUCUAAAUGGUUGGUGUAAUAUAUGUUUGGAUUUGUUUGAAGCAAAGAGAGUUUGGAGAGAAAUGUCAAAGUGUUGUAUAACACCUGAUUCAAUUUCUUAUGGUCAUAUGAUUUCUUGCUUUUCAAAAGUUGGGAAUCUUUUUGACUCUCUGAGACUGUUUGAUGAAAUGAAGAAACGAGGUUGGGUCCCUGGUGUUGAGGUUUAUAAUUCUUUGUUUUAUGUAUUGACUCGUGAGAAUUGCUUUGAGGAAGCUCUGAAACUCCUUGAGAAAAUGAAAGAAACAGGACUGAAACCUGAUUCAGCCACUUACAAUUCAAUGAUACUUCCUUUGUGCCAGGCAAAAGAGGUGGAUAAGGCAAGAAAUGUGUUGGCCACUAUGAUAGGGGAGAAUCUCAACCCAACAACUGAGACAUACCAUGGAUUUCUUGAUGGUGUUGGUAUUGAAGGAACUUUUAAAAUUCUUAACCAAAUGAAGAUUGAUGGUUUGGGUCCUAACGGAGAUACCUUUCUCCUUAUCCUUAGAAGAUUUUUGGAAGUACAGCAACCUGAAAAUGCAUUGAAGAUUUGGGCAGAAAUGAAGAAUUUUGAAGUAGCAGCUGAUUUUGCUCACUACAAGGUGUUGGUGCAGGGGCUAGCAGCCUGCGGAUGGCUGAUAAAAGCUAAGGAAUUCUAUGUUGAGAUGACGUCAAUCGGAUUUACGGGCGACCCAAAGCUCCAGAGGCUCCUUAAGGAGCCAGGGCGUGGCAAUAAUGAUAAGAGAGCACAGCAAGGGAAACAGGUUAGGAGACCUAAAAAUGUAACUAAAUGGAGAGGCAGUUCUUUGAGACGGAAGAAAGAGAGGAAAACAAGAUCAAAUGAGUCUAUUUGAAGCCAUGGCAGAACAGGAAAAGAAGAUCACGAGUCUAUUUGAAGCUAUGGCAGAACAUUCUGAAAACUACUGGAGCAGCUGCCUUUGGCGUUCUAUUUUUAAUAUAUGCUGAUAAGUCACUGAAAAACAUUGAGAAGGAUGCCUAUUAUCAGAACAUUCUGAGAGGCAGUUCUUUGAGACGGAAGAAAGUGAGGAAAACAAGAUCAAAUGAGUCUAUUUGAAGCCAUGGCAGAACAGGAAAA